AUGUUGCAGCUGAGGCUUAGAGUCCCUCUCUUGCUUCUGCUGCUGGCAGUCCGGUGUGUAACACAGGAACAACCCCAGCAUAAAGGCUGCGUUUGUGGACACCCUGGAAUACCAGGGGACCCUGGACACAACGGUACGCCUGGCAGAGACGGCCGAGAUGGACUCCGAGGUGACAAAGGUGAUCACGGUCAAGUUGGCCCUGUUGGAUCUCGAGGCAAUGAUGGCCAAAAGUCAGACAAAGGGGAACUCGGUGCAGUUGGCCCAGCAGGGCUCAAAGGGAAAAGGGGAGAGAAUGGAGAACGGGGGCCCCCUGGUAAAAUGGGGCCCCAAGGAGUCCAAGGGCCCACAGGGCUGAAAGGAAGUAAGGGAGAGCUGGGGCUGCCUGGACCCCAUGGACCUAAAGGUGAUGUGGGGCCUCUUGGACCAGAGGGUCCGAAGGGGGAAAUUGGCCUUCGAGGUGACAGAGGCAUUCAGGGUCCACUUGGACCCCCUGGGAGAACCGGGUCUAAGGGGGAACUUGGUGUUCCAGGUCACAAAGGUAAUAUUGGUUAUCGGGGUGAGAGAGGGACUCGAGGAGAGCAAGGUGGUAAGGGUGAGAAGGGAGAUGCGUUGGUUAUCUCUAAAAGUGCCUUCUCUAUGGGACUCACAGCACAAAGUAAACUCCCGGCAGUUAACGCACCGAUCCGCUUCGACAAGAUCAUUUACAAUGAGCAGAAUCACUACAACUCACAGACAGGAAGAUUCACAUGCCCCGCAGCAGGAGUUUAUUUCUUCACCUACUACAUCACCGUCUUCGCCAGAAACGUGAAGGUGGCUCUGGUGAAGAAUGGUGUCAAGAUAAUCCACACCACGGAUAACUACCAGAGCGGCGAAGAUCAGGCAGCAGGUGGCGCUGUGCUGCACCUGGACGUGGGCGACAGGGUCUGGCUGCAGGUGGCUGGAGGGGAGCUGUUGAAUGGGCUCUAUGCUGAUGAAGAUGACGACACUACCUUCUCUGGGUUUUUAAUCUUUGGCACAUAA
Messenger RNA from Pseudoliparis swirei, 1020 nucleotides. It is a transcript of the gene c1qtnf9, whose product is annotated as C1q and TNF related 9. NCBI's taxonomy places the organism in Eukaryota, Metazoa, Chordata, Actinopteri, Perciformes, Liparidae. The transcript is spliced from 3 exons. The record is from RefSeq and is a predicted model, not a curated record. Bases 1 to 1020 code for a protein of 339 amino acids. Gene Ontology annotation, molecular function: protein binding.